AGCCGUCAACAUGUAGAGCACAGAAUAACAUUUGAUGAAUCCUUUGAAAACAGAUAGGAAUGUAAUGAUGCCGGCGUAGCCAAUCAGCGAUGAUGAAUGAGAGGGUUUCGGAGGGUCCUCCCCGAGCAGUCAUUUGGGAGUGUGCACACCUAUGGCACCACUCGCCACCCGAGCCUCAUCGACCCCAUCUUAUCGAAGAGGGUCUGCUUCUACAAAAGUGGAGAUCCUCAGUUCAACGGCCUGCGCAUGGUCAUCAACAAUCGCACCUUUAAGACAUUUGACACACUUCUGGACAGUCUCUCUAAAAAGGUUCCCCUUGCGUUCGGGGUGAGGAACAUCACCACUCCCAGGGGGAUUCACGCGGUCCACACUUUGGAUGAACUGGAGGAUGGAAAAUCCUACAUCUGCUCGGACACUCGUAAAGUAAAACCCAUCGACCUGGCUGUGGCCAGGAGGAAGCUGGCGCCGUGGUACCACGCCAGGCCCGUUAGUUCCCGCCGUCGGACCGUACAGCAGGCCAGGUUUUUCCCCGGCAGGAACUUCCACAAGGAAGAGUCGAUGCUUGUGCGCACGCCAAAGACGCUGCUGGUUUUCCGCAAUGGCGACCCCACUGUAGAACACUCUGUGGUGCUUCACAAGAGGACUACAACCACCUUUGAGUCCAUCCUGGAAUAUAUUUCAGAGCUGAUGCAGUUCCAUGUGAGGAGAUUACACACAGCUGAUGGCAGACGUGUGGAUGGCCUUCCAGGCUUGAUGCUGUGUUCAGGGACAGUAGUGGCUGUCGGCAGGGAGCCAUUCAGACAUGCAAACUACAAUGAACAGAAACCACCAGCCGAAACCACGGUGCCUCCCAAACGAUUGGGUCACAGGAGACGAAAGGCUUCAAAACGUAAAAAAAAGUCUCAAUCAUACACUCCAAAGUCAAGAAAUUUCUCCUUGUCAUCGGAGAGGUACAUCGUGAACCGGAUUCACAACUCCAUCGCGGACAAUUCAUGCGACCGUCCCAGUGUCGUGUUGGAGUCAGGUCACAUACUGGAGUCUGUAGCAGAAACGCCAGACAGCUGCCUGGGCGUCGGAGCUGAAGAGCAGGACCGCCUCCUGCCCACGGAAGACGACAUUGAGAAGUCCUUUCGAGUGAACCAAGACGGUAGCAUGACGGUGGAGAUGAAGGUGCGGCUGACAAUUAAGGAAGAGGAAACCAUUCAUUGGACGACCACUCUGGCACGCUCGAGUGUAGCCAAUCAGCUUCAUGUGACCUGUUUGCCGGAGCCUGUGUCGGAGCAGGAGAUCAGCUCCCUGAAAUCAACCUCACUGGAUUUAGAGAGUCCUGCCGCCUCCAUCAACAUCAACAAGGACAAAACUCAGGAUAACAAUGACGAGGAUCCACCGUCGCUGGGCAGCGGAGUUUUCAGUGGGAGUAUCGAUGAAGAGGAUGCUAGCAAAGUACAGACCAACAUGGGGCCUCCCAGGAGCGCUCCUUCACCGGGGCACGAGCCAAUUAGAACAAAGAAAGCCUCUGCAGAGAGCAUCCAAUCAGUGACGGUGGAGGGGAUCCAGGAAGGUGUGGUUGGUUCUUACGCCUACAGAGAGCAGACGGAGAAUGGAGCCGUGACAGAGCAGUACUGCAUGGUCAAACAGACGUGCAGCAGACCAGUGCCCAAACCUACAAGACAUGGCUCUGUGGACGCCGACAACAUGGACGGCGUGAACGUAUCCCCGUUCAAAUCAGCAGGGAGGACUGAGAUCCGACGGAUUGAAUCCAGUAGAGAGAAGGUCUCUGAAACUGUCUUACACGUAUAUGAACAGGGUCAUUUCUUCGCUAACCUUUGUUCAGAGGGUGUGCCUGCAUUUGGGAUUCCUUUUGGCAGGCCGGCUACGUCGGAAACUGGACAGCUCUCCUCCGAUACUGAGUUUGAACCCCAGCCUUGGAGACCAUCGACAGCCUCCGAGUCGAUCAGGAUCUGGAGGACCGAGAGCACGUCAGAAACAUGUGAUUUGACCUCGUCUGCACUGAGGACGGCUGCAUUUCAAGCUAACGGCAAAUCCAAGCCCCAACAAAGAGAGGUCAACAAAGACAAGGGGGUACCCUCAAAACCCAAUGUGAUCAACAAACGUGUAGAAAAAGUGAAAACUAUCUCCAGUGCUGGGUUCAUGAAGAAGAGUUCUAGGAAUAAAUCAAAAUCAGCAAAAAGCAUGAUGAAGCUAAGCAAGGGACUAGCACAAAAUGGAGACAGGGGUGUUACAACAGGGAGCUCGCGACAGUCAGAUGACACGAUAAAAUGUAUUAUCAAAGACUCAAACGUGCCAUCAGCAUUGAAAGAAACCACAAGUGAGAUAGUUUCUUUUGAAGAAUGCAGCCUGAGUGUUGCUCCCAAUGAAGUAAGCCAACCACAGGGAAUACUAACACGGCAGACAUCAGAGCAGCAGGAGAAAAAGAAAGAAAAGGAGUCCUAUGAUGUCAGCGAAAGCAUGUCACUGCCUGCUUUUAACUCCUCCAGCGCUGUCACUAAUGAAUAUGUGGGAAACUGGCUGGAGAAAGCCCGUCUCAACCCCUCAGCCUACCCGAACGAGGAAAGUAGAAACAUAGAUGUACUAACUCUUGUACAAACAGAGAGCGGCAGGUGUGUGGAGUCUGACAAGAAGAAAGGUUUGAUGCUCGUGGCAGAUGAGGCAAAGUGUUUGGAGGACACAUCGGGAGUACGCCCUCUCAAAGUCGGCCCGCUGCCUCAGGAUGAGCUCGGAGCUUCUGUCAAACAAAGAAUCCGGUCCUUAGAAAACAAAUCAUCAAGUCGACCAAUGGGGAGAGCCGUGGUCAAUCAACAAGUAUUCGACAGUCGUACAACCACGACAAACACAAAGAGCGACGGCAAUUCAGCUCACACGAACACAGACACGAUUAAACCUCUCUUCUGUUCUGAGAGCUCAACAGAAAUUUCAGCAGGCAGUGAAAUGGAAAAAAAAUCAAGUCACAUGAAAAUCUUAUUUAAAAAAGAAACCUCUCUAGAUUCAUUUCCAAUGGACCUACCACCACCACCACCACCUGUUGAAAAUACAGAUAUACCAAACACAGGAUAUUCCAUGACGGAUGCAUCCUCAGUGUCAGUGAGCAGUCAAACAUCAGAUAAACAGCCAUUAACCAUCAGUACCAAAGCUGACAAGGCCGACCACACACUGGAAAUGACAACAUCAAUUCACACCGACACGUCCACGCAGAGCGCAGCGCCAUUACCAAGAACUCCAUCCAUUAAAAGGACCCCGCUGGUCAGUAAUAAAUCUCUUGACAGGAAAAUGUCUCUCAGAAAGGCUUGUCUGGAUAAAUAUACGUCAUGUAGUGAUGCCCCUUCCGAGACAAGCACAUCAUCUGCUCCCAUCAACACAGUCGGUGGCAAUGUGCUGCCAAGCGGCAUCUGUUCAACUGGGACACAACCGCCCAGUGAAAGCCGACGCGAAGAGGCACGGCAAUCAAACAGCAUCUCAGAUUUGACAAGUCGUCUGUCAUGUUGUACUUCUGCAUCUCCCCCGAGUUUAACAUCUGAAGAGAGAAUGUCAUCACACAGUAUUUCAUCAAUUGAGGCUCCAACACCAAGUGAUCUUCCACUUCAAGAGAUAAAAAACGAUGAAACCACAUGUUAUAGUCAAAAAGAAGCGUUGUCGACUAAACCCUCGGUGAAGAAUGGCAAAGUUAUGAGCAGUCCAUCUCCAGAGAGAAAAUCCCAAACCAAGAAAUUCCCUUCUGAACUUCCCCAUAACUCUCCUAAAGUAUCAUCAUUACAUAAGCACCCUGCAGGUGUUGGAUUACGAAGACAUGCAACACCAAACGUGAGCCCCUCCACUGAGAGAAAGCUUAACAGACCUACACUGCAAAAAAGACCGUCUCCAUAUUCUCAGUCUCUGGACAUUGCGUCACAACACAAGUCGAGUGGAAGGCUGCUCUCAAGAAACGUGUCCUCGGACAAUGCAUCAGAGCCAACACAUAAGACACAAAGCAAAACGCCAUCCCAACGGAGGCGUCACCAAACACCUCAGUCCAUAAACUCAACAGAUAAACUGGAAAAAACACCUGCUGGUAACCCUCUCAUGCCACUGGAUGCUGAGCAGAGUGAUGACAGCAGGAUGACGGAUGACCUCGAGAAAUCCAGAACACAAAGAACCCCACAGCCAUUACACAUCGCAAAUCGGCCCAAAAUGAAAGCAGUGCUUGAGAAGAUUUGCUACUCAAUAAAAUCAAUUCGACAAAUCACACAAAACAAACGUCUGGAAAGGUCCAACAGCCUGCCGGACUUCUCCUCUCAUGUGACCUCAACGUUUGGCUCCUCAUCUAAAGCUCUCCUCGCUUUCUUGUCCGUCAUGACCCUAAAAGAAGGCCUGGCCGACGUAAAUAUGAAUGAGCUGAAUGCAGACGGUGUUAGCUGUGUCGAAGCUUUGAAAAUGAUCGAUUCUCUCAGAAGAAUCGCCAGUAUUGAGGAUUCCCACCAGUUAAAAGCUAGUUUGUCCAAUUUACAGCAGUCAGCUUCAAAACAGCUGCUGCAAAGUUGGAAGGGCUUUCAGAAUCUCGGCGACCAACCCAAGAGUCGUAGCUCAACAUCAAAUAAUUCAGAGCAAGAAGUCGCGACCGAGGCCGGCCCUGAAAAAGACCGUGGCAUCGACGAAAAUGUCAUUGAUGAGAUUGUGGAUAAUCUUGACAUACCCGAGAGGCUCAAGGAGGCGUUGACCUCUUUUUCAAAAGACAAAAGUAACAGAGACGGCUUGGAACCAAAAGAUAACAGUAACGCCAAGGGAUCACCUUUCUCCACAGAAGAUGCUGUUAAUGUCAGGGAUGUUUCUCAAGAGGAGAACGAUAAAGAAUUCACAGAUAUUAAGCAGCCAAAACAAUCCAGCACGGGUCGUAUAACUAAAGACACUGAAGACGAGGACUGCCUGUAUGAGCCGAUUGGUGGGUACCAACGUCCACCAGCUGAAACUUCUGAUAAACAGACACCUGAAGAACCAGAGCUUUACAGUACAGGGUUCUUUGCAAAAGAUAACAGAGAUAAAUCCAACCCUGAAAGGACUAAAAGAAAUAGAUCAGUCAGGAGUAAGAAAAGUCUUGAACAAGACAGUGGUUCCUCUGAGGUAGAGGAGCAAGACAUGGAAGGUCAUCAGCUGCAGAUAGACAGCGAGGAGAGCGUCUCUGACAAUGAGCUUACCCGGGAUGUAGAGUCAGUUUCAGACGAGAGAGGGCAGCACACGUCAAGUGCCACAAAAGAUUUAGAGCAGGAGGUGCUUUGUAAGCUAAGUGCAUCGAGCUCAGAAGCAGGUGAGCAACAUGGUUCAGAAGAGGAGCCAGAAGGUGAAUGUGAGGAGGUACAACAGGAGAGCAGAGGAGGUGGACGCCCGCCCAACAAUGACAGUCACUCUGAGGAGAAAGAGGACGAGCAACCGAAAUCAAAUUACUACUCAGAAGUGAAUGGAAGAGGGAAGGAAAGCAUAUUACGCCAAGAUAGUCACAGGAAGUCUUCGUCAGAGGAAGAGCAACCAGAGGUUGAAUGUCAAGCGGCCUGUAUGGGGUCCAACGUGAGUGUUGACGGAAGCACAUGUGACUCAGAUGUUGAUGAUCCAUCUUCAGAGGAAGAGCAAGAGGUGGAGUGUAAGACACUAAAGGUUAUUAUUGAGGAAAAUGUGUCCGACAAUGAGAAAGAGGAGGAAGAACACCGUCAUAAUCUUCCGGAUCCCGGAAAAGAAACAAGAAAAUAUAGAGGAUUAAAGACUUUGAUAGAAGAGGAGGUCAGCUCAGAGGAAAAGGUCCAUCGUGCUGAUGAAACAUACACUUGUGAUACUUUAGGAGGGGAUCCAAGCCAUUUCAGAGAAAACCAGUCUUCAUAUACCAAAAAAGACGAAAGCAGUUUGACUUAUGGAUUUAAUGCAGAUGACAACAGUGGGAAUGACCACAGCAGCUGUGAGGAACACGCAGAGAUGGAGCAACCAACCGUUACAGACAAACCAAUCAACAACUCAAGCUCCGACGACAAAGAGUCCAGUUCAGAGGAAGAACAUGCCGACAUGGACACGUAUACAGAAGAGAGCUGCACAGAAUAUCAAGAAGCUCCUGCACAGUCUCAAGAUACCAAAUGUGAAAAGGUUGUAGAAAAGCUCAAGCAUCAAACUGGGAAGAUAAUAUCCCAAACCAUCGCAGAGAGAGUGAUUCUUCUGGAAAAACAAGUUGCCGACGCCCAGAAGACAACAGAGGGUUCAGCGAUCAGACGUUUCUCACAAAGAGAUGCGCCGCGUGAGCCGGACGCGGAGGACUCGCCCUCCGAAUCGCCCACAUCUCAGUCGGCUCCCGCCACCCGAUCAGCUCCUCAGUCGUCGUUAUCGUUCAGCUACGACUCCAGUGGUGUUAUAACAUCGGAGCCUGAAGGCAACACGGUCAGAUUCAUUCGGGACAUGUUCCUGGCAAAGAGUGCCACAGAUACCCAGCCCAGAUGUUUCCCAAGCUCGAACACAUUCGAUACCAGAACAGAGACCUCCGCCAGUGGCGGGUACCAGUCUCAGACUUCCAGUGAGCUGUCUAGCAGCGAAGACGAUUCAGCGCGGAAAUCCAUCACCAAAGGCUUCGUGAGAAGAACGAUUGAAAGUCUUUACGGCAGGAAAGAUGCGAAACCUGACGAGGAAGCCAGUGAAAGGCCGCCAUCGGCGCCAAAACAGAAAAAGAAAGAACAUUCAAGCAUUCUCUUUCCCUUCCAAACGUCCCGGUCCAAAGCGAUGUCCGAGUUGUCUUACUUCAAUUCCACUAACGCCGCGGACAACCCGAGCGAAGCGACACGCUGCGUCGCUUUUAAUGCACGAGUCGGGCCCGAAGACAGAGUCUCUCUUGAUCAUGAAAAACGGUUCCUUAGAGAAAACGACGUGAUCAGAAAGUCAGCGUCAGACCCGGUGGGAAUAAACAAAACCUCCACAAACGUUCGAGGCGAGGCAACGUGCGAGGGCACAGAGGAGAGCUCCCCGUAUUCCCUUCUCAGCUCCAAGUCUGAACAGGAAGACAAGAUGUCGUUACUUUCCAGGAAGUGCACCUACUUUUCUUUGCCCCAUAUGAGCGACUCGGAUUCACAUCAGGAUGACCUGAACACAGUUGGCAAGAGCAGCGCCGGUGGGGACGGCCCCGCGGACACCAGGUCGCGGGACGAGAGGAACGACUCGCAGCCCGGUGUUGGCGUCACAGAGUUCAAGAUGAAGGCUAACAAGGUGCACCCGCUGAUGGAGCCUCCACCCGAUGGCGAGGUCGUGGUGGUGCAGCCGGAGAAAGGUCAAGGCGUUAUGAGCAGAAGGAUUCAGGAGCCCGACAUGUUGGACGUGCUUUACAAUUUUUGUGGUCAGAAUUGUCCCAUCCUAUAAGGACAUUUUAGCUUUUUAAACACAACUAAGGACUUUUGUUUUUGUCUCAAUAAGUGAACACAGUUCGAGCAUAAUGUAUUGUUUUGGUGCCUACAUUUGAAUGUUGCCAUAGACAUGGCAGAACACACAAACGCACGUCAACUCAUUUGAGCCGACCGUCGAAUGCGUUACAAGCCAACGGGUUGACCUUUAUUCAACCUUCAGAUUUCACGCCGUGUGAUAAGAGCUCGUCGGUUUAUUGGUUAAAGUAGUGAAUGUGUCUUCGUGACAUCUCGAACGUGCAAGUAUGCCACGCACACGCCAGUGCAGCUCUCCUCUUCUUUUAGGACGCCUGUCAACAGAUCAAGUACCCGCAGCAUUACUGUAAUCUGGUUUUAAAACUCUUAAAACAGAUCAAGUCCCUGCAGAUGUCCGGCAACAAGGCCAAUCGGCACUGCAGCGAGUGAACAGUGCCGGUUUGUGGUCAGGGAUAAAGUUCAGGUCAAAAUCAUAAGAAAAAAAAAUGAAACUGUUGAGGGCAAAUUGUAGAAAUUGACAGUAAAUACUAGGAAAAAAAAUGUAUCUUGGUUGUAAAGUCUAAAUAUAAUGUUAUUGACUUUCACUAAGCAGCCAUAGCUUUAUAUGAAUCUACAAUAAUCUGACCUUUAUAAUUAUACAAUAGAUGGUUUUAUGUUUUCAAUGUGGCAGCUGUGACAUCUCUUUAAAUUUAUAAAUAUAUUGAAUGCAUAAUACUGAAUAAAAGUGUGUAUACAAACA
Molecule: messenger RNA, 8127 nt
Organism: Pseudoliparis swirei
Lineage: Eukaryota; Metazoa; Chordata; Actinopteri; Perciformes; Liparidae
Product: oxygen-regulated protein 1-like
Exons: 4
Coding region: 97-7371 (2424 amino acids)
Biological process (GO): intracellular signal transduction; axoneme assembly; photoreceptor cell development
Cellular component (GO): axoneme
Source: RefSeq, a predicted model, not a curated record